GUAGAUCGGAUUGGGACACUUUCCUAAAACGAACUCCUGUCAGCCUGGGCGCUCUCUCUCUCCCGCACUGAUACAAACCAAAAACAAUCCAGGCAACAGGAGUCUGAAGACACUGUGGGGUUUAUAUCAAAUGACUUUGGAGCGGGCUGUGGCGUGACCGAUUUGCAGGUGUACUGCAGUAUUGCAAAGGAAGUACAAUAAAGAUUGAUGCAAAAUGUCUGCACCAUUUAAAAAGGAGCUAGAAAAGUAUCGGGAUGUUGAUGAAGACGACCUCCUCCGGAAAUUAUCAGAAGAGGAGAUCCAACAAUUGGAAGAUGAGCUGGAAGAAUUAGAUCCUGACAAUGAUCUUCUACCUGUAGGAUUAAGGCAGAAAGAUCAGACCAAAAAGGCACCUACAGGCCCAUUAAAUAGAGAUCAGCUUCUGGAACACCUAGAGAAACAAGCAAAAGAGUGCAAGGACAGAGAGGACUUGGUUCCUUAUACAGGAGAAAAGAGAGGGAAACCUUGGAUCCCCAAAGAGAAGCCUGUCCAAUCAGUAAUUGACAGUGUUACCCUGGAACCAGAGCUGGAAGAGGCCUUGGUCAAUGCUACUGAUGCUGAACUUUGUGACAUAGCAGCCAUCCUUGGCAUGCACACGCUGAUGAGCAACCAGCAAUAUUAUGAAGCCCUUGCCAGUAGCACCAUAGUUAACAAGGAAGGCCUUAACAGUGUCAUUCAACCCACUCAGUAUAAGCCAGUUCCAGAUGAGCUGCCAAACUCUACAGAUGUGGAAGAAACCCUAAAGCAAGUUAUGGAAAAUGACCCUGAGCUUGAGGAGAUUAACCUCAAUAAUAUAAAGAACAUUCCCCUUGCCACUCUAAAAGCAUAUGCUGAAGCUUUGAAGGAUAAUACAUAUGUGAAGAAGUUCAGUAUAGUAGGAACCCGAAGUAAUGAUCCCGUUGCUGUUGCUUUUGCAGAAAUGCUGAAAGUUAACAAAACGUUGAAGAGUUUGAAUGUGGAGUCUAAUUUUAUCACUGGCAAUGGCAUCCUGGCUCUAGUGAAAGCUCUCCAGUACAAUAACUCAUUGGUUGAACUUAAAAUUGACAAUCAGUGUCAGCAGCUGGGUAAUAAAGUGGAAAUGGAAAUUGCAAAUAUGUUAGAACAGAAUCCAACCCUACUGAAGUUUGGCUAUCAUUUUACCCAGCAAGGUCCAAGGCUCCGGGCAUCCAAUGCAGUGAUGAGUAACAAUGACCUUGCUCGCAUUAAUCGAGCAGAUGGUUCCUGGUCUAGAUUCUCAGCUUUGGAACUGGAGGAGAUAUAAUCAGGCAAAGCCGACUUCAAGGCCUCAAUGGUCCCAUCUUCCCCAGAUGCCGGACAACUGUCUAAUCCAUUUGUGAAGACUUCUUGCCUCUACAGAGCACGCCCUAUGCUGAUGGUUUCUACGUACAGCUAAGAGUGUUUUCCCAGUUCUCUGUUGUGGCUCUUUUUUUUUGUGUAAUAUGAUGGGACAGUGUAUCUAAUUGAAGUUUAGUACAAUGGCAGAUGUCUAUGGCAGUGGCUUGUACAGAUUGUGGUGUGCUUUGUCUGAUAGAAAAAUAGCACUAUGUGUAGUAUAGAGUCAUGUUCCAAUUCAGUUAGUGCCUUGUGCCAUGAAGCUUGAAACCAUCAAUUCUAAAUCCAUCCAUCAGUUGAUGUGUACAUCCCUGUAUGGAUUAUUGGGUGAAACUAUAGCUAUAUUGUGCAUGAACAAGCUUGCUGUUCUAGCAUCUACUGUAGAAACCUUUUAUUUAUAUGACGUGACACCAGAGAAUUACCUCCUGUGUAAACUGCUGUCCUGUCCUUGUGGGAACACAGAGUCCUUCAUUGACUCUGUGACAAAAUAAUGAAUGAAAUAAUGCACUGCUUGAGAAUUCUGUGCAUCACUCUACUGUCUGCUGAUUUUUGGAGCUUUAACGUAACCCAACAUCUCCACUGAUUUGUGUUACUUAUGCAAUAGGAAUUCAAAGAACCUAGAAUGUUUUUGUGUUUAACUCAAAAUAUUUAAUUUAAGUAGAUUUAAAAUCAUGGAAAUUUAUACAAACACUUGCCAUUUUUUUGAGAUGUCAGAUAUUAGGAGAUGCAGCCUCUGGUUCUGUUUUAUGUUACUGCAGAUGUCCUUAACUUGGAUAUAAAGGGCAGGAAAUAACUUGAAAUUAUUUAUAGGCUGUAUUUGCAUUGUACCCUGAAAUCAAAGUAUUUUUAAGAAGCCAAAGUAACCGUUUCGUAGUUUUAUUUUUAAUUAUGCAGAGCCUGUUCUAGAUGUUCAAAUUUUGGAAGAUUCAUCAAAAAUAAGUUAUUGUUUCAUUCAAUUGGCAUACUCAGUCUACACUGCUUCCAUCCACUAAACUGUGUGCAACAAUCCAUAGACAACAUACUUCUAUUUUCCAUGAAACUAUGUCUUUCCAGGGCAUUUUUGUCUAAACAGAAAAUGAGUAAGUGAUUUGCUUAUAAAUUUCAGCCUGGCUCCAGGAACAGAACUAUUGAGAUUAACAGAACAGGCUCUGCCAAAGCAGGUGAAAAUAUUGAUUUUAAAUCUACAUUGUUUUUUAAAAAAAAAAUAGUAGAAUGUAUUGAUUGUUGCACUUUAUGACAAAUAAACCAUUACAAUUUUGGGCAUUCUGUAGCUUCACAUGCUUUGACAAAGUCAAUAAAACCUUCUGUGUUAUA
Messenger RNA from Carcharodon carcharias (great white shark), 2685 nucleotides. RefSeq names its product tropomodulin 1 (gene tmod1). Gene Ontology annotation, cellular component: myofibril; striated muscle thin filament. Bases 215 to 1300 code for a protein of 361 amino acids. Lineage: Eukaryota; Metazoa; Chordata; Chondrichthyes; Lamniformes; Lamnidae. The record is from RefSeq and is a predicted model, not a curated record. Gene Ontology annotation, biological process: myofibril assembly; muscle contraction; pointed-end actin filament capping. Gene Ontology annotation, molecular function: tropomyosin binding. The transcript is spliced from 11 exons.